ACACUGGGAAUUUGACCCAGAAGCUGGAACAUUGGAAGAACGUGCCCAAGUGGAAAGGUUCCGCCAGGAGUUCAAAAAAAAUCGAUUUCAAGUGAAACAGAGUUCAGAUCUGUUAAUGAGAAUGCAGCUUACCAAAGAGAAUCCCUGCGGACCGAUUCCACCAGCAAUGAAAGUGAAAGAAACAGAAACGGUGACGGAGGAAGCAGUCACAACUACUCUACGAAGGGCCAUCAGUUUCUAUUCCACUCUCCAGGCCCAUGAUGGCCACUGGCCUGCUGAAUCUGCUGGCCCUUCGUUUUUCCUUACUCCUUGGGUCAUCAUAAAUAAAUUGCCUCACUCUAGGUAUGUAGAGUGUACUUCUUCAGCAAUUCAAAGCCUCUUGCUUUUUAGGAAAUUAUAUCCCAACCAUCGAAGAACUGAGAUAGACCAUAGCAUUGUAACAGCUGCCCGUUACCUUGAAGAGACACAAAAACAAAAUGGUUCAUGGUAUGGUUCCUGGGGAAUUUGCUACACCUAUGCCGCAUGGUUUGCUGUAGAAGGGCUGGCUGCCUGCGGCAGGACCUAUCACAAUAGUCCUACUUUGCGUAAAGCUUGUGAAUUUUUAUUAUCUAAGCAACUACCAAAUGGGGGAUGGGGAGAAAGUUACCUUUCUUCCCAGAAUAAGGUGUAUACAUACCUAAAAGGCGACCGCUCAAACUUGGUACAAACAGCAUGGGCUUUAUUAGCUCUCCUUCAUGCUGGACAGGCUGAAGUAGAUCCUACCCCAAUUCACCGUGGAGUCAAACUCCUCAUAAAUUCACAACUGGAAGAUGGUGACUUCCCUCAAGAGGAAAUUACCGGAGUAGUUAUGAGGAAUUGUUUACUACACUAUUCAUGUUACCGGAUCGUAUUCCCCAUAUGGGCACUUGGAGAGUAUUAUUCUGUGUUCUUCUUGCAUAAAUCUAAAAGGAAUAGGAUUUAAUGUACCCAACUAUGAUGUACUUGUGCCUUUAACGUGAUAUAAGAGAGGUGUAUGAUCUUAUGUAUUCUUCUCAAUAAGAGCUGAAAAAUGUAUUAGAAUAAGGCUUAAUUUAAUAAAUCAUUAACUAAUUU
Rubroshorea leprosula is the source of this 1092-nucleotide messenger RNA. NCBI's taxonomy places the organism in Eukaryota, Viridiplantae, Streptophyta, Magnoliopsida, Malvales, Dipterocarpaceae. The record is from the annotation of a GenBank genome assembly.